AUGGCACCAUUUAAAUUUGCUAAAAAACUAACAAAGGACAGAAAUAAAUCUUCUCCUAAGGAGAAAGACUCUUCAUCUUCUCAUAGUCCUUCGAAAUUUAUAAAUUUACAUCUCACGAACAGCCAUAACGAUAAUAGUAGUGCAUCGCGCCAGGCAUCGACAUCAGAACACACACUUCCUUCUAAUGGUCAAAAGAGCCCCGUUCAAUAUAUGCCAAACCAGAUUCCUCGUAUCUAUCCAACGCCGGUUCCAAUUGAUCAACGUAAUGUAUCAGGUGCGACAACACAGUUGUUCAGUGCUGAACAACAAAGAGCCGUCAGGGAAAACGAUUCUCCCAUGUUAGUCCAACAACAUACCCCAACUACACAAGAACCAUUUGUUAAAAGGGAUCAAACAGUGUGGAACCGUAUCAAGCUUGCUAAUUCCCCAUUUCCUCGUUAUAGGCAUGUUGCUUCGGCUUAUGCAACCGAAGAUGACAAGAUAUACGUUAUUGGGGGCCUACACGAUCAAUCUGUAUAUGGUGACACAUGGAUUUUAACAUCUGAGAACAAUGCCUCGAGAUUUAUAUCUCAAACUGUUGAUAUUUCAGAUAACACACCACCUCCAAGGGUUGGUCAUGCAGCAACUUUGUGUGGCAAUGCCUUUAUCAUAUUCGGAGGUGAUACCCAUAAAGUUAACAAGGAUGGCUUAAUGGACGAUGAUUUAUAUCUUUUUAAUAUCAAUUCUCAUAAAUGGACAAUUCCUAACCCUGUGGGCCCAAGGCCACUUGGGAGGUAUGGUCAUAAAAUUUCUAUAAUUGCCACAGCUAAUUCAAAGACAAGAUUAUACUUAUUUGGUGGGCAGUUUGAUGACGCCUAUUUCAAUGACUUAGUCGUAUUUGACCUGUCAUCAUUCAGAAGACCCGAUUCUCGCUGGGAGUUUGUCAAACCUAAAUCGUUUGUUCCACCGCCAUUGACCAACCAUACAAUGGUUUCUUAUGACAACAAAUUAUGGGUGUUUGGUGGUGAUACAUUACAAGGAUUAACUAAUCGGGUAUUUAUGUAUGAUCCAAUGAUUAACGAUUGGACAACUAUUGAAACGUCCAGUGAUAAUCCAAAUAACAUUGCCCCACCAAUGCAAGAGCACGCUGCCAUUGUUUAUAAAGAUUUGAUGUGUAUAUUUGGUGGUAAAGAUGAGCAAGAUACUUAUUUAAACGGCGUUUAUUUCUUGAACCUCAGAACUUUGAAAUGGUACAAAUUGCCUAUUUUUGCGCCAGGUAUCCCACAAGGUAGAUCAGGUCACUCGAUUACGUUACUCAAGAAUGACAAGCUUCUCAUUAUGGGUGGUGAUAAGUUUGAUUAUGCAAGAGUCGAUAAUUUUGAUCUUCAUACGUCAGAAACAAACAUGGGUAAGGGUACAAUCUUAUAUACCUUGGACUUGUCACAUCUACAAGAUAUCUGUCCAGGGAUACUUGAUGUACCAUCAGUGACUCCUACUUCAAAUAAGCAUGUCGAUAAGUCGAAUGUGAUUACGCCCACUACACCAACCAUUGGAUCUCAUGAACCACAAGGUAAACAUUCCAAUGGUUUUAUGAGGAAUGUAUCUGGAAAUGGGAAUGUUUCUACGAACCCCUUUGAGAACCAAAAUAUUUUAACACCAUACUCAAACCCUGACAUGCAAAAGACACCAAAGGAACAGCCGGUUGAUGCCUUUGACAGAAAUGAGAAACAGACCUAUUUCAAGGUCUCACAUACGCCUCAAAACGAACAUGUCACAAAUGACUUCAAUAGCAAUGAGCCAGAUCCUAUUUCUGAGGAAACCCUGCUGAAACCACUAGAAAAAACUGAAGAAAGAACGCUAUCAGAAACUGGAAGCCUGAGUCCAAUCGAAAAGGCAGAGGUUUUACCAAAAAAUGAGAAUAGAUUGAGCGAUCCUGCAGAGGUGAAAAGGGGGGCAUUAUUCACAGAAAAGCAGAAGUCAGAAGGUAGGGCCUUGAUUCAUAAUGAGGAAGCUUCACCUACUCAAACAUCAGAAAGUAUACAGACGGAACCUCAAGAGAGGAGUAGUGAAAUGGUAGAUAAGAAACUAUUUGAAACUUUACGUUUAGAGUUACAGGAUCUGAGACGUAUCGCAACAGAAAAAGCUGAUGAAGCAAGCGUUCAAAUAAAAUCUCUCGAGAUGGAGAAUGAGAAACUACUCGCACAAUCCAAGGAAGCCGUUGAUACCACCGAAGUACAAAACCGUUGUAAGAUCCUAGAAACUGAUAACAAUGCCUUGAAAGAUCAAAUCUUGGAACUGGAAAUGUUAGUAAAUGACAAAUUUUUAAACGUUAAUGUUUUGAACGACAUUAUAAAGCAACAGAGUAAAGAAAUUCAAAUCCUAAGAUUGGAUGAAAAUGAAAAAGAGAGAUUAUCUGAAUUAGAAAGAAAUGUUACAGAACUGAAUGACGAGAAUCAAAGGUUGAAAAAAGAAUUACAAGACCACAGACUAGAUUCCACUAGCAAUAUCAACAAUUAUUCUACUAGACUUGAUGAUCUUCUCGCAAGAUGGAGAAAUAAUCCUAAAAACAAUAAUUUUUCUGAGAAGGAGAUCAAUCAACCCCCAACGAAUAACCAAUUACAUGAAGAGCAACAUCUUCCAAACUCUAGCCCACGUCAUAAGACAGUGGUAGAUGAUCUUUCUAGCCAAUUAGAUCAACUCUUGAUCAAAAGUGAAUCUCUUAGCGAAUCUAAGGAGAGAUUAGAUAGCGAAUAUCAUGAUUUUAGAAAGAAACAUAGUAUAUUGAAUGAUAAUCUACUGAAAAAGCAAAACGAACUGGAAGAGAUCUCAGGAAAUUACAGAGACAGUUUGAUGUCCUUUAACAGUGCAAAUAAAGCUCUCGAAUCCACUCAACAGGAGUUAGUGAAGUACAAAGAAAUGAACGAGAAACUACUCAAAGAACUACAAGAAUUGAAAUUAGAACAAGAAGGAAAAAAGGACUAG
Messenger RNA from Kazachstania africana CBS 2517, 2961 nucleotides. It is a transcript of the gene KEL2, whose product is annotated as Kel2p. The record is from RefSeq and is a predicted model, not a curated record. Gene Ontology annotation, biological process: regulation of cell shape. The coding region runs from base 1 to 2961 and encodes 986 amino acids. The transcript has a single exon. Gene Ontology annotation, molecular function: protein binding. Lineage: Eukaryota; Fungi; Ascomycota; Saccharomycetes; Saccharomycetales; Saccharomycetaceae.